Molecule: messenger RNA, 894 nt
Organism: Malus domestica (apple)
Lineage: Eukaryota; Viridiplantae; Streptophyta; Magnoliopsida; Rosales; Rosaceae
Product: probable WRKY transcription factor 51
Biological process (GO): regulation of DNA-templated transcription
Molecular function (GO): DNA-binding transcription factor activity; sequence-specific DNA binding
Source: RefSeq, a predicted model, not a curated record
UAACAAAAGUAAGAUAAAACCAAAUUAAGCAUUUUAUUUACUCAACUACCAUUUACUCCUCCAGAGUCCAGUCAGCUCUAAUAAUGGACUGUCUUGAUGAGGAUCCAAACCCUAACCCUAAUCACUUUGUAGAGAAGUACAUCGUCGAUCCGCCUCCGAUGGAUUUUGAUGAGCUUUCAAACUAUCUCAUGCUUGAUGAGUAUGAUUUUAGUCGUGAUCAUCAAGAUUCUUCUUCGUCGCAAAGUGUUGGCUCGUCGUCCCAAAAUUUUGCGGGUGGUGCUGGCUCUGGUGGAUCAAGUGGUGGUGCUGCAUCAAGAAAUAAUAUGAAUGUUGAGGUGAGGAGAAACAAGCUUAAUAAGGUGGAAGGGGGAAAUCACAGAGUUGCAUUUAGAACAAAAUCGGAGCUGGAGGUCAUGGAUGAUGGAUUCAAGUGGAGGAAGUAUGGAAUGAAGUCGGUCAAAAACAGCCCAAAUCCAAGAAAUUACUACAAAUGUUCAAAUGGAGGCUGCAAUGUAAAGAAGAGGGUAGAGAGGGACCGAGAUGAUGCGAGCUAUGUUAUAACCACAUAUGAAGGAGUGCACAAUCAUGAGAGCCCUUCUGUCGUUUAUUACAAUCAGAUGCAUGCUGAUCCCAACAACAUUUGGACUUUGCGAGCUUCUUCACAAUCUUCAGCUUCUUCAUAGAUUAACACCUUCGUUAAUAAAUUUUCUAAUACCUUCGUUAAUAAAUUUUCUUCCUCGUUGUUAAAACUAGUGAAUGUUUAAUCUCACGAACAUAGACUUAAAUCAUCUACACUAUUAUACAUGAUCAGUCAUGUUGGGAGACCCCAAAAUUUAAGUAUUUUACCCAAGCCGAGUACUUAUCGAAUUUUAAUCCGAGUUGGGGUUGCGUCUA